AUGGAAGCAAGUGCCCCGGUUUCUCUGGAUCAAGAUCAACCGCUAGAGAAUUUGGUGAAUUCUUUGAGAAGGAAGUUGCAAAAUUUGUCUCCACCACCUUCUGAAUGUUGCAUCUAUAGAGUUCCGGAGCGGCUGCGCCUUGAAAAUGCGAAUGCUUAUAUCCCUAGGGUUCUCUCCAUUGGACCACUUCACCACGGUGAACAACGUUUUCAAGCCAUGGAAGAACAUAAAAUGCUUUAUUUGAAUAGUUUUCUCGAAAGAACCAAAGUAAGCCUGGAGGAUUAUACCAAGUUCAUUAAGGAAAGGGAACAGAAAGUGCGGAAGCAUUAUGCCGAAACCUUCGAAACUGUGGAAAGCAAUCGAUUCGUGGAAAUGAUCCUUGUGGAUGCUGCCUUUGUCAUUGAACUAUUGUGGAGGAACCAUUCCAAAGACGAGGUACAGGAAAAUGAUCGCAUUUUCAAUAGACCGUGGAAGGUUGGGGAUAUAAGGUACGAUAUGAUGUUACUGGAAAAUCAGCUUCCAUUCUUUAUAUUUGAAGACAUUUUUACCCUAGCCAAACUAAGGAUUUCUCUAGACAACAUUGGUGACCGACUUUCCAUGAGUAGUGAGAAAAUUUCCCUCAUCAUAUUGACCUACAAAUUCUUUCGAUUUAAAGCUUACUUGGGAGGAAUAAAGGAAAUUCUAAAAAGGGUACAAUCCUCCGAAAUCAAGCAUUUCGUUGAUUUCUUUAGACAAUGUCACGUGCCAAGAGAGCUACCACCUAGAGGUGAAAUUCAGACUCUAACUGUACCCAGUGUAACGGAGUUGUAUGAGGCAGGGGUCAACUUUGAGGUGGGAUCAACUAAAAGCUUGUUUGACAUACAAUUCCGCAAAGGAACUUUGGUGAUUCCUCGUCUGCGAAUACGAAAGUCAACAGAGAGCUUUUUCUUGAAUCUGCUUGCUUUUGAACAAUGUCACUUGCUUGAUUGUUACAUCAAUGACUACGUCUUCAUCAUUGACCGCCUCAUUGACACAACCAGCGCUGUGCAGUUGCUUGUUCAGAGUGGUGUAAUUGAAAGUAAGCUACCCGAUAACAAAGAGGUUGUAACAUCCAUUAACAACCUUGUACGAGGAAGUAUCUUGCGCUGUAAACAUUUCUACUUCAAUGAUCUUUGUGUCAGCUUGAACGCUUAUUACAGUGAUCCCUGGAACAAAUGGACGGCAGCCUUAAAACACAAACAUUUCAGCUCUCCAUUGACCAUUUUCGCUGUGGUUUUGGCUGCCGCGGUCUUCAUACUCACUCUCAUUCAAACAGUGUGCUCUUGUGGAGUACAAUUCAAGAAGUAG
Morus notabilis is the source of this 1326-nucleotide messenger RNA. Its product is annotated as UPF0481 protein At3g47200. Bases 1 to 1326 code for a protein of 441 amino acids. The record is from RefSeq and is a predicted model, not a curated record. The transcript has a single exon. Lineage: Eukaryota; Viridiplantae; Streptophyta; Magnoliopsida; Rosales; Moraceae.